AUGGGGACUAACUUAUCUAAAGAACAGGCCUUUAUUAAGGACCUUAAGAGUAGCCUUAGAGAAAGAGGAGUUAAAAUUAAGAAAAAGGAUCUUGUUCGGUUUUUCCUUUUCAUUGAUGAUGUCUGUCCCUGGUUCAUUGUCAACGGCCCUGAAAUCCACCCUUCUAAGUGGCAAAAGGUGGGACGGGAUCUUAGUAACAAGUUGAAAACCGAAGGGCCUGAAUCCGUACCCAUUCAUGUUCUUUCCUAUUGGAAUCUGAUCAAUGACAUUGUAGAAUGUGCCUCCCUUGACGGGAGUACACGACAGUUACUCAUUUCUGCAGAGUCCUGUCUCCACCCUUUGUCCCGUGCGGCAUCCACCCAGUCUCUCCAAAAAACAGGGAAGCCGUCUUCACGACCUCCGUCAGGGAUCAUUGAGAUCCCUUCCAUCACACCCAAGUCUAUCUACCCCCCACUUCCCAAAGAAGGGACUCCCCCCGUAGAAAGCAAUCUCACAUACCCCGACUUCCCCGCCGCCGAGCCUAAACUCCCUGUGAAAAAAGAAAGUGAAACUCAGGAUGCCCUUAGCACCUCAGACGUUGCUGAAUUAGAAAGCGAGGCCGCAGGGUAUAUUCCAUCUCCUCACAGCUUGCCCUUUCUUACCGCCCCGAUACUUAACCCCCCUGUCGCCCCGGUCAUUGACCUCACUACAGUUAAGCAAGAUUUAACUGAAAAAGUAAAAAACCUCCGAGAAGUUCUAGACUUACAAACUCAAUAUCUACAAAUGACGAACGAACUCUCGGCAUUACAACAAUCUUUACAAAGAACUCUCUCCCUCCCUGUGUCAGGGUAUCAGAGACAAUUACCCAAAGCAGUGAGACCCUUGAAGAAUGGGAAAAACCCCCCCUCACUCACAAAAAUUAAAAACCCCGCUCCUGCACAGCUCGCCUUCCCUGAGUUAAGAAGCCAGAAAACCUUAGUGGCACCAAAGGAGACAGAGGAGGAAGGUGGGGAUGAAGGGGAGAUGGAAGCUUCAGGGGAAGAAGGAGUAACAGAAGGUAGUGACCAUGAUAGUGAAGCAGAAAUUGACGUAGGGGAAGGUGGUAAAUUUAAAAGCACAAAGUUCAAAAGCAUAAAAGAUUUACAUUCAGCAGUGAAAGCUUAUGGCCCUAAUGCCCCUUUCACCUUGUCUGCUCUUGAAGCAAUCGGACAAGGAGGAUGCGAAGCGGCUCAAAAAAACCUCAAAACCGCUUCCACAAAGUCACGGACAUUUGAUAAGAUAGCGGGCCAAGGCAAAUAUGCUGCCGAAUCUAAACAACGGCACCUGCCCUUAGGACUUCUGGCACAAACGGCUGCUGCCGCUACCAGCACUUGGAGGGCUCUCCCUACAACAGGGUCACCCUUCGCGCCCCUAAAUAAAGUCUUGCAAGGAAACCAAGAAGACUUUUCUGAAUUUGUUAGUAGAUUGCUUGAAACUGCUGAACGGACAUUGGGAGCGGAAGCAGCCAAUGAUCAGAUUGUUAAGAGAUUGGCCUAUGAGAAGGCUAAUGCACCCUGCUGA
Molecule: messenger RNA, 1539 nt
Organism: Antechinus flavipes (yellow-footed antechinus)
Lineage: Eukaryota; Metazoa; Chordata; Mammalia; Dasyuromorphia; Dasyuridae
Product: endogenous retrovirus group K member 24 Gag polyprotein-like
Exons: 2
Coding region: 1-1539 (512 amino acids)
Biological process (GO): viral process
Molecular function (GO): structural molecule activity
Source: RefSeq, a predicted model, not a curated record